AUGGCUACCAUCUUCAACGGCUUGGCAGGCUUCUUCGGUAGACGUGCGGGAGCCGCCGAGACAACCACCGAUAGUGCUCACUCCGACACCAAUGAGGAGCAACCCUCAAGCCCGGCCCAGAGCGUGCCCGAACAAGACCUGGCCCCGGUCCAGCACUCGCGACGUUCAUCCAGCGCCGAACACAGCAGUGCCUGGGGACCAAUCCCCCCGACCAGAAGUCCGACACGACCGACCGAGGACACACGAGGACUGCCGCCGUCGUACCGCUCUGGAGACUACUUCAGUCAACUACCAGUAGACGAGAGCGACGACGGUCGGCUCCCCGAGGGCCUGACACCCUUCGAGCAGCGCUGCAGCGUGCUGCUCAUGCACAGGAACUCGCUUCCGGAGCACCGUUUCACGGCCGAGGUGGAGCAUGAAAAGACCAGGCUCGCGGAGAAGUGGGCGGCCUGCAACCUGAAGAGGGAAUACUGGCUCGAGGGACAGCCGCUCGCAGAGCUCGCCACGGGGAUUGUCCAGCAUCGCUGGAAGGAACAGGGUAUCGCCAACAUUGAGUGGUUCUUUAGCCCUCGAGCUAGCCAUCGCGACGUCUGGAAGCAUGAGAAGGUUGGAGACGACGACGUGCCAGAAUGGGUUCGCGAGAUGGACACUACCAGGCCAUUCUUCCAGUUCAUGCACGAAGUGGCAGUCGAGCGCGAUCAUCUCGAGUUCCUCGCCUACCCGCCACUGCUGACACCAAAUCUCCUAACCUGUGCUCCGCGGGAGAAUCGCGAGCCAACACCAGACGAUCUGCACACGACGGCCUAUUACAACGUGCGGUACGAGCAGUGGGUGGCUCGCGGCAUUUGGGACUACAGCUGGGGUGCUCUGCCGGGCAUGUUUUGGAGGCACGAGAUGGACAUCCGCGUGCUCUUCCAGGAACACUUUGACUCUACGGAGGGCAUCCCGGACUCAUACCUGGAGAGGCCCGUGACGGAUAAGCUAUCUUUUCGAGGCCGGAGGAUCGACACGCUGCGUCACUUCCCAGAGGUCGUUGUACACACCCUGCGGGACUGGGCCAAAAACAAUCCCCCAAGCCCAACGAUCCAAGAAACCCCGUACUUUGAUGACAAUUCUCCGUCGCCGGCACCAAGGAGGGCUGUGGGCAGAUCUGGUGCUCCGGCUGAGUCGCUCUUCGCGGAACCCAAUUCGCGCCACUCACAACACGUCGGCGUUGUGCCCGCAGCGCGACCGAGCGAGCCUUUGCGCGGUCGCGGCCAUGGCGAAGAGCAACGAGCCUGGCCGGAAGACAGCCUGUUUGGAGGCGCGCCGAGAACUAGCUUGUUUGGAGGCGCUCCUGAGCCAGCUCAGAGGCUAUUAGGUAGCACCCAUUCCCACAGACCACAUGCCUUGCCGAAGAGUGGACCGUUCAGAGUCCCUCUUGGGCCAAGACAGAGUGCAUUCAGUCACCUCCAGGUCGAAGGGCGACGAGCUUCGCCCGAAGGCAGCUUGUUUGGAGGCGCCCCGAGAACUAGCUUGUUUGAAAGCGCUCUUGGGCCAGGCCAGGGACCCUUCGGUCCCUCCGAAGUCGAAAACCAGCGAGCUUCAUCACCAGUUCGUGGCUUACUUAACAUCACUCCUGAGCCAGGCCAGGGACCCUUCGGCCCCGCCCAAGUCGAAAGCCAACGAGCUUCGCGACCAGAUGGCGGCUUGUUUGGCCGUACUGCUGAUCCAGGCCAGGGACUCUUCGGUCCCGCUCAGGUCGAAGAGCAGCGAGCCUUGCCAGUAGGUAGCUUGUUUGGCGGCACUGCGAACGCAGGACAGGGGCUUUUCGGUCGCGUCCAGUCGGAAAACCAACAAGACUUGCCGCCAGAUGGCAGCUUGCUCAGGCCAUUCCCGCCAGUGCAUGGCCCGCCCAGAGAAGCCGCUGAGCCGAGACAGGGACCGUCGACCGGAGACGGCGUGACAAGGCAGGCUCAGCCGGGCCCUUCAGCUCAGCGAGCGCCCUCUUCGAGCUUGUUUAGCGGGUGGUGCGGGCAAAAGGCGUCCAUUCGCGAGGAGUCAGUAGCUUCGGAAGAGACGUGGUCGUCUGCAUACGGUGACGAGAACGAGGAAGAUGCCCUCGAGGCCAUCCACAGGCAGUUCCAAGCCCUGCAGCGCUCUACGGAGCAAGUGCUAGAUGCACACCGGUCACUCGCUGCUCAGCUGUCGAACAGCAUGCAGCAGCGGCCCUCUGCUCGACGAGAGCCCACCAGAGGACUCUUUUCCGGGGAGACGCAUCAGCGUCGCGUGCUCGGUCCCCUGCCUUCGUCGCAGAGAGUGUCCAAAAAGACCUCGAGAAAGACGUCAGUGGUGCGCUCGGUCGAGUCGUCUGGGUCCCGUGCAGCGUCGGUGUCCUCGGCGGCCACCACGGUCAUUUGGAAUCCUUUGCACGCGCCAUCUCAAGCCGAGCCUGGAAAUUCCGCGGCCGCAGCAGGCAGCAGCAGUCACGAAGCAAGCACAAGCUUCGCGGCCAGGGAGAACAGCCCCCGGGAUGGUGGCUUCGUGACCAGUGACGACGACAUGCCUCGGGGUCAGGACUUCGUUAUCAGGGAAGACACCCAGGAUGUCGAGGAAGAUACGUCGAUGGAAGAGCCCAGCACAGAACCGACUCCUCGGUCCAGGGCCAAACGGCGACGCCGGGAUUCCGCAGAGCGAAAAGCUUUGCAACCUCUUCGCAGAAGCAAGAGGAGAACUGGAACCCGGUAG
Akanthomyces muscarius is the source of this 2727-nucleotide messenger RNA. RefSeq lists its product as uncharacterized. The coding region runs from base 1 to 2727 and encodes 908 amino acids. The transcript has a single exon. The record is from RefSeq and is a predicted model, not a curated record. NCBI's taxonomy places the organism in Eukaryota, Fungi, Ascomycota, Sordariomycetes, Hypocreales, Cordycipitaceae.